This is a messenger RNA of Plodia interpunctella (Indianmeal moth), 3074 nucleotides long. RefSeq lists its product as uncharacterized. The coding region runs from base 89 to 2794 and encodes 901 amino acids. The record is from RefSeq and is a predicted model, not a curated record. The transcript has 2 exons. NCBI's taxonomy places the organism in Eukaryota, Metazoa, Arthropoda, Insecta, Lepidoptera, Pyralidae.
UGCGCCCGCGCCGACCAAACGAUACGGACCUCGCGGCGAACCGGCCGCUCGUGUGUGAAUAUGUGUUUGUGUUAGCAGUGCAGGAAAUAUGAGGCUGUUACUGCAACUGGGGGUGGUGCUGCUGGCGGCGGUGGGCUGCUUGGCGCAGCGCGCGCCCCGCGCCAUCCAGGGCUACUCCAACAGAAACUACGCCGUGCUCGGCGACCCCAUCCAAACGCCACUCAACGAGGACGGCUACUUCUACCCGCGGCCGAGCAUCCCUUUUCCGCCGCCGUCCCCGCCUAGUCAGCGUCCGCCGCCGCCCCCUCCGGUCAUAUAUGAGAGACCCACACCGCCGCCGCCCCCCCCUCCAACGAUAGGUUACAUAUAUACUCCUCCGACAACCAGGGCGCCUACUUACAGCACCUUAUUAAACAGCUAUGCCACAGCCACGACUGGUUAUGUCUACAACCCGCCCAAAAUAACCUUUACUUUGCCGCCGACGACGACUCCACGACCGACUCCCCCGCCUACUAUCCGAUACACUACUGGAUCUACUAUCAGACCCGUCACAAUAACUACACCGAGGCCAACUCCUCCUCCCACAACUGGGUACACUUAUACUACCCCUAGGAUCACUUUCACGUAUCCGCCUACCACCACUCCUAGACCGACCCCUCCACCAACUAUAAGGUACACGACAGGAUCGACAUAUGCACCAGUAACGAGAACUACUCCUGCGCCAACUGGCUACACUUAUACCACGCCUAGAAUACCUUUUACAUAUCCAACAACCAGGCCGACUCCCCCGCCAACCAUUAGAUACACAACAGGAUCCACAAUUAGAUCAGUCACAAGGACCACACCUAGACCGACUCCUUCCCCAACAACAGGCUAUACAUACACCACCCCAAAAGUAACAUUCACAUACCCAACACCACCACCUACCCCCAGACCCACCCCUCCCCCAACAAUCAGAUAUACCACAGGUUCCACGAUCAGACCAGUAACUAGAACAACGCCUAGAAAUAUUCCUACCACUGGCUAUACUUACCCUACUCCUAAAAUAACUUUCACAUAUCCAACUCAACCACCUACGAUUAGAUAUACAUCAGGAUCUACAAUCAGAGAAGUGACUCGCACGACGCCGAGGCCAACCCCGCCGCGCACCACUGGAUACACGUACACAACUCCGAGGACAACUUUCACUUAUCCAACAACGCCCAGGCCCACCCCUCCCCCUACGAUCAGAUAUACAACAGGUUCCACAAUCAGGCCUGUUACAAGAACCACGCCUAGGCCCACUCCACCUCCUGUUACAGGCUAUACCUACCCUACUCCCAGAGUAACUUUCACAUACCCAACAACUACUAGGCCACCGCCAACGACUCCGAGGCUUACUCCGUAUACCUACUCAACACCCGCCAUCACUUAUUUACCGGUCACAACGACUACUCCACGACCGACACCUCCGCGAACAACAGGGUAUACUUACCCUACUCCUAGAGUUACCUUUACCCUACCCCCUACUACAAGACCCCCUCCUCCUCCGACUAUUAGAUAUACUACAGGGUCUACAUAUAGGCCUGUAACCCAAACGACUACACAGCCGACGGUACGCUACACAUAUCCUACUCCUAGGGUAACUUUCACGUUACCAACGAUUAGGAUUACUACACCACGCCCAACGCCACCUCCGACUCAACCUAACACCUAUUUACCGCCAACUAGAGCCACGCCUCCACCAUAUAUUCCUCCGAGGAUCACUACUCUCAGGCCGACGCCACCGCCGACUCAGCCCAACACUUACCUUCCACCAACAAGAGCAACUCCUCCUCCUUUCAUACCGCCAAGAACAACUCCAAGACCGAUUCCACCUCCAAAGCAACCAAGUACCUACCUGCCUCCGACUUCUAAAGUGACUUUCCCACCUUAUAUUCCACCCAGGACAACUCCAAGGCCGACGCCACCCCCAACACAACCUAACACAUAUUUACCACCUACUAGGGCAACACCUCCUCCCUAUACUCCUCCCCGUUAUACACCACCUCCCUACGUACCUCCUCGAACUACUCCCCGACCGACCCCUCCCCCCACUCAACCAAACACUUAUCUCCCUCCAACAUCCAGGGUUACCUUCCCCCCUUACGUUCCCCCCAGGACAACUCCAAGACCAACACCACCACCAACACAACCUAAUACAUAUUUGCCACCAACCAGGGCCACACCUCCUCCCUACACACCUCCUCGAUACACACCACCUCCCUACGUACCUCCUAGAACUACUCCCAGACCAACACUUCCACCGACUCAACCCAACACUUACCUUCCUCCAACAACCAGGAUUACAUUCCCCCCUUACGUUCCGCCUAGGACAACCCCAAAACCAACCCCUCCCCCUACUAUACGCACUACGCCCAGGCCUAUCACGACCACUACCAGACGGACUCCUCCUCCGACAUUCAGGACAAAUCCUCCAACCUACCUACCACCAGUUACCACCCCGAGACCGACCCUCCCCACAACUGGCUACACAUACCCCGUGCCGAAGAUCACCUUCACAAUUCCGACAGUCAGGCCCACGCCACCAUCAACCUAUAUCCCUCCCGUCACUGUCAGGAGAACACCCCCUCCCACAACCAGACCUCCGCCCACUUAUUUACCCCCAGUACAAUCGUCAGCCAUCUACAUUCCAGUGACUAGAACAACCACCCCGCGCCCGGUGAUAAGAACCAACCCCCCUACCACUAGACCCCCCUUCGUCCCCAACCAAGGCUAUUUCUACGACAAACCUCUAGUACCUUUUGUCUUCUAAUUUAGAAAUAAUUAUUCUAAGUUGCCAUAAUUGUGAUACCAAACUGUACUUAAUGUUAGUACACAAGUCGCAGGUUUAUAUUUUAAGUUUGUUAUAACUGUAUGUAUAAAUAAUUUUAUAUAUGUAUAGGAUUAUUCGAGGUUACCGUGAUUCUAGUGAUUUAAUAAUCUUAAUGCGAAAAUACUCAAAAAUGUACGAAAACGACACUGCCUGAACUAAUGUUACUUGUAUAAAAAUAUAAAUGAAAAUGUUUACUUUUUAUUAAAAAGUAUAAAAUGUU